Schistocerca gregaria is the source of this 3217-nucleotide messenger RNA. RefSeq names its product probable serine/threonine-protein kinase kinX. Gene Ontology annotation, molecular function: protein kinase activity; ATP binding. The transcript has 4 exons. Gene Ontology annotation, biological process: protein phosphorylation. The record is from RefSeq and is a predicted model, not a curated record. Bases 261 to 2303 code for a protein of 680 amino acids. NCBI's taxonomy places the organism in Eukaryota, Metazoa, Arthropoda, Insecta, Orthoptera, Acrididae.
UAUUACAACGAGGUUACUUUUUUUUGAUACAAGUCUCGCCUGUUUUUUUUCCUUGAUAGUGCUCUAUUUCGUGUCCCGUCUUGACCGCAGCCAUUUCUCGCUUUGAGUAGCAGUUGCCAACUCAGCCAUUCUGGCUCGGCUUAUCCAUGCACAGGCCCACAACCACAUGAUUCUCUCAUUCAUAACAUACGCGCUGAUUAAGUAGACGAUCCUGUGCUAUUUGUUUGACCUCCAGUGGGCCUCUUUGCGCGGUGCUAGUUAUGUUAGACCAGGAGGUAUAUCAGGGUAUCCGCAAGAACUAUGUCCUAAAGCCCAUACCCCCUGAAAAGUGGCUCAAUCCAAAUGAUAUCGACUGGUGUGCUGAAAAGUUACUCGGUAAAGGUACUUAUGGUCGAGUGGUGAAGGGCACUUGGCUCGGGAAGCCAUCCGCCAUCAAGAUUGCGAACACGGACCACGGACAGGAAGCCACUGAUUUGUUAAAGGAGGAGUGCAGUCUUAUGAGCAAUUUGGACCAUCCGAAUAUCGUGAAAGUGUAUGGGUGCUGUGACAAGAAUGGAUCGUUUGUGAUGGUUAUGGAGCUAUUGCACUCGUCGCUGUCAAAUUUGUUGGAAUCGUACAGGCCGGGCAGCAGAUCUAAAAAGAGCACCCCCAGUAAGGUAAGAAAGAAUGUCAGAGUACCAAUUUGGAAGAUAUUGAGAGACGUGGCAGCCGGCAUUGAGUAUUUGCACGGACUUGACUUGAUACACCGUGACGUGAAGCCGUCGAACAUUUUGUUAUCUCGUUCGACUUUUCAGGCGAAAUUGUGUGAUUUUGGCCUCGCAAGGAAGUUUGAAGCAGGAAAUAAUAGUUCCAUGACAGAUGCUGGCACAUCGCCGUACAAGGCCCCAGAAGUGAACUAUGGGUUAGGUCGUUAUGAUCGUUCUGUCGAUAUAUUUUCUUUAGGUCGAGUUAUAGAGAGGGACCUAUGUCCUUUGUUGCGGGAUGAAAAUUUGAAGCAGUUGGCAGAUUACUGUACACAAUCGAUUGGUACGGAGCAUUUAUCAUUUAAGUCACCAUCUUCUCGUCCGAGCGCAGCACAGGUGUUGGAGAGGAUUAAAGAGCAUAUCCGGAAGUAUAGGCCGGGUAGAGUGGUACUAUCCUUGGAUCCUGAAGAGAUCGAGAGGGUGAAAAUGAAAAUGCAGAAUGUAAAGAGAUUUCAUGACGAGGAUACAGAAGGGAAUAAGGGGGCUUCAUUAGCGGGAUCCGAUAAAGGGAUGGACGUCGACGAGUCUCUUGGGACAGAAUGUAACGAUACGUCUAAUACUGCUCAAAAGUUGUCUUCUCGGCGAACUCGAAAGACAAAAAAUGUUAAAGAGAGCAAAGCUCUUGCUGACGACCAACAGGCAGAAAAACGUGAACUUCGAGAUCGUUCUAAGAAGCCUUUGCCGGGAAAUGGUCUUCAGUUUUGCGCACCUAGAGCUCAGAUGCUUGAUUCACGUUAUCGUAAGACGUCAUCGAUGAAAUUGAGGUUGAGGUGCGCUGAUAAGAAGAAACGAGUUGCGAUGAAACGUGAAACUCACAGUCAAGAGAAAACACCUUCAAAAAAAUCUGGCUCGAAUCGUUCAGACGCCUCUGAUUUUGUGUACGUUACGAGUCGAUCAAAGGGCGGGAAAUAUCACCUGGAGAGGGGGCAUUCGACGGCUCAUUUGAUGAUUAAUCUAAAAAUGGCACUUGAAUUAGGAAAAGCGCCAUGUUCAGAUUGCUGUGUAUGUGAGGCUUCGAAAAAGGUCAACACUAGAAAAAGAGGUCGAAAUACUACUACACCAUCAAAAAACAAUGCAAGCAUUCAUGACUCAAUGGAUGGCGCCAGCUUACCAUUAAAAAAAAAGUGUAAGUCCAGAUUAGACGUUGCUAUGUCGGUCGACUCAUCUGAUGAAUUGUCAGACCAGGAGGAAGUUCCCACCUCUGGUAGGCGUAACGUGGCCUCCUCACGGUCUGCUACCACCGACAAAAUUGGGAGGGUCUUUGCCAUUUCUGAUUCUCAUCGUAACGGCAGUCGUCAAAUGCCUCCUCGACUCUGUCGUCGUAUGACCCUACCUAUACUUCCAAAAAAAAAAGAAGAAUGUCGCUAUUCCAUUGAUUGCAAGCCGCCUCGUUGCAAGCUAAAUGAUGUCGUCUAUGUUACGGCAGUACCCUACCGAAAGAACAUCUACCACCUCGUCAGUGGACACUACGGUGCUUGCAACCCCAUUCCACUGAAGACGGCCAAAGCAGAAGGGAGAGAACUUUGCAGGCGAUGCAUGAUGAACGAAUCAAAACCUUAGCAAUGUCUGUGCGUGUAUGCACGGCUUGUAUGUACGAUUACCAGAAAUUGCCCAAAUCGCUAUCUGAUAUUAUUUACCCGUCCCAUAAUUUGGUCAAGGCGAUGACACACACGCUUUACUCCUCAGUGAACAUACAUCUGAAUUUUUAUUACUGCUGACACUCGUUCUUCUCUAGUGACCAAUUACUCCUCCCUGUCAUUGCUCUGCGGCUGAUUUGUUCGUUUUGUCGGUUUCAGACGAACGGUCGAUGGAUCAAACUUUGGUAACAUGGAUGCAAGUGUAUGGCUUCUUCUGGCCCUUACGUUGUGUGGACCCUCUUUUUUAUUUUCAGAGGGAGCACUAUCUUUUUCACUGAACGGAGUCUUCUAGGCGAUAUAUAACCUAGACUUCUCCUUGGGCCACGACUUCGAAUCGAGUUGUUACGAAUCAAGUUUCGCUCACCGCGCCCCAAAACCUGGUCCAAGUCAGUUAACCUGUCAUUUUCCUUAUAGUCAGAUUCUUCACUGAUACUUCUCCCUUCACUCGCCCUACUGCGCCUCUCUUGUGUAUCUCCUGCACUUUCCUCUCUUGCUGAAAUCAUGUCAUCUCUAUCUAGUUCCUCGCAAUGGUUCACGGCCCUUUCGGUGUCUCCCAUUUUCACGUCUUCUAAGGAGUCUGAGCGUCCGUAUUCCAACUUUUACUAUCUUGAGCUCGAGUAACGUAUCAAGACUAGUAUAUUACACGUCACACAAUUAUCUUGAACGCAAGGUAUCGCCUCGAGUUUUCAUCAAAAAAUUUUCCUCGAGGUACGAACCAAUUCAAAAUCCAACCCUGCUCGGGCUAUGAAUGAAUGAAUAACCCACUCGAGCAUAAGGCUAUUGCCGGUUCCGUUACGCAAAAUAUUCGUAAAUCGAUACACAAAUUUAACCGCUUCA